CGACGUCGCAACAAACUACAAGCCAGGUGGCACAGCAAGCACCCGCCGCGAGCGGGACGACCGCGGCCGUGAACCAAACGCAAACACAAACGCAGCAGAUCGUAGCUGCCGCGGGGGAUCCGCUGAGCAACACGGCAGCCGGCAAUCGGCAAAUCACCAUGCAGCAGACGACGACCUACAGCACGAAUUACAACGUCGGGGCCGCACCAGUUGUGGGCUACACCCCAGCAGGGCACUUAGUACCCACACUGCACCAGCCCUUUCUCGUCCGCCCGCCCGCCUAUCGUACAGAAAACGCAGCUAGCAUCAUGUCAUGUGUAGUGUAAAAUUUUGCAUGCGAACAGCCAGUUCAUUCUCAUUGUUUCCGGUUCUCAGUAUGGCGGGGAUUCAUUUUUAGAAAGAGCGUCCUCCCACGAAAUUAUUUUUGUCUUGCAGUGCUUGCUUCCAUGUGUGUCCAUCGUACUUACGUGCAAUUGAUGAUAAGUAAGUAUGUUGGUGUUCAUCUUCAGCUUGACGCUGUGCUAUUUCUUUUCUCUACGAUACUCCGGGAGCGCAACCGGCGACUACAGUUUCUGACGCGGAUUACCUGCAGGCCCUGUACCGAAACCUGGAACUGCAGACGCCGCAGGUCCCGCAACUCCAGCUCCUGCUUGGGGACGUGGAGCAGAAACAGGACUACGCGAAUGAUCUGAAUGUCCAAACAACAAACUACAACAGCAGGAGCCCAGGCACUACUACCAGUGCGGUGCUUGGUUAUUUGAAUAAAGGGGAGGGACUUCAGGAAUCGAAUUUGGAAAGAAAACCAGCGGGUGUAGUUUUGCCGAAUGCAACUACGACUAAGACCAACUACGACUACGAAGUAGUAAACCAGAAUCCGUACGUGAUGAAUACGACACAGACUGCGUUGCAGCCGGUCCGCGGUCCACAGUCGUACUUGCAGCAGACCCCGGGUGGCGCAGACGACACCGGCGGCUGCGGAGUGCAGUGAAAGGUUGCGGCUUAUCAGGAUGCAGGCCGACUUUUGCAUUUUUAGAAGAAUUUGUGGCUCAUCUUCGGUGGACGGGGCAAAAGAUAGAAAAACUACAUCGACU
Molecule: messenger RNA, 1091 nt
Organism: Amoebophrya sp. A120
Lineage: Eukaryota; Dinophyceae; Syndiniales; Amoebophryaceae
Source: the annotation of a GenBank genome assembly